Molecule: messenger RNA, 2511 nt
Organism: Cyprinodon variegatus (sheepshead minnow)
Lineage: Eukaryota; Metazoa; Chordata; Actinopteri; Cyprinodontiformes; Cyprinodontidae
Product: transcription initiation factor TFIID subunit 4-like
Exons: 9
Coding region: 329-1405 (358 amino acids)
Biological process (GO): transcription initiation at RNA polymerase II promoter
Cellular component (GO): transcription factor TFIID complex
Molecular function (GO): RNA polymerase II general transcription initiation factor activity; DNA binding; protein heterodimerization activity
Source: RefSeq, a predicted model, not a curated record
UCCUAAUAGCAAAAUUGGGGCACAUUCAUGCCAUCACUAUAAUGUGGUAUUCAUUACCAUGGUUAGCUGUUAGCUGCAGCAGCUAGACUCUGUUGCAUGUUUUGAUCCAGACAUUGCAGAACAAACUGGUACAAAAUGAUGGACUUCUUGUUUUUAGCAAGAUCUCUGUAGUGAAACUGAUGUCAUGUUGCUUGGGUGUAACAACUAUCCCUUAGGGAUGUUUGCAGUCUUUUUGUGAUAUCCAGAAAUUACCAUUGCCAUGGUUAUUUGGACAUGUGGUGGGUUCCCUACUCGGUAUUUAUACUGAUCUGUACCCGGUGGGUGAAAAAUGGAUGUGAUGCCAUCAGUUCCACCCAAAAUGGGAUGUAUGAAGACAAAAUAUCCAGUAGUUCUCCAUCCUCAGCAGCAAAAAGGGAUUUUGAGGCCUCCGGUGACUUUACCAACCACCCCCAUGAUGGCUCUAAGGAAUCAGACCCCUGGUCGCAUCGUGUUGGGACAGCAGCAAGUUCAGCUUAAAGAGCUGCAACCAGUUCCACUGAGACCAGAGGUGGCUCUUGUUCCUAAACACGUGUCUGCUGUUGCUUUGACACAGGCACAGAAGAAUAAGCUAAAAGAGGCGGGUGGCACUUUCAAGGAUGAUGACGACAUCAACGACGUGGCCUCCAUGGCGGGAGUAAACCUAUCAGAGGAGAGUGCUAAUAUCCUGGCUUCUAACUCUGGACUUGUUGGUGCUGUGACACAUUCCUGUAAGGAUGAGGCUUUUCUCUCCUGUGCCACACUGCAGAGGAGGAUGCUAGAGAUAGGUAUGAGAUAUGGAGUAACAGAGCUGGGAGCAGAGGUGGUAAAUUACAUCUCCCACGCUACUCAGCAGCGACUCCUGAACUUACUUGAAAAGGUCUCUAUAGUAGCCCAGCAGAGAAACGUCAACUUCAAGGAGGACGAGCGCUAUGAGCAGAGCAGUGAUGUUCGAGCCCAGCUGAAGUUCUUGGAGCAGCUGGACCAACUGGAGAAGCAGAGAAAGGAGGAGCAGGAGAGGGAGAUCCUGCUGAAGGCAGCUAAGUCUCGCGCUCGGCAAGAGGAUCCAGAGCAGCUGCGUCUGAAAUUGAAAGCGAAAGAGAUGCAGAUGCAGGAGCUGGCUCAGAUGAGACAGAGAGAAGCCAACCUCACCGCCUUGGCAGCCAUCGGGCCCAGGAAAAAGAGAAAGAAUCUGGACUCUCCAUCCUCAUCUGCUUCAGCUGAGGGCUCCGGAACAGGCUCUUCUCUGACUGGUGCCGCCGGUUCAUCAGGCUCCAGACCCACACGGCAGCGCAUCACACGUGUCAAUCUCAGGGACCUGCUGUUCUGCAUGGAGAAUGAGAGAUGUACCAGUCACUCUCAUUUCCUCUACAAGGGCUUUCUCAAAUAGGCUUGAUGUUGGAAAAAGGAGGACAAGAGGGGAAGAGAAAUGCUUGGAGAGACCAAACUCCCACUUGAAAAGAUUACUUUUAGUAAAGAAGAGGAGAUAAUGCUUUUAAAGGUUCUUUAGAUCCACCUGCUUUUAUGAAAUACAGUCAUAGCCAUACUGGAAGGCCUCUCUACCUCCCUCCUCAAGUAAUGCCUCUUUUCCUUUAGUCGUUGAUUAACACCCCUUUAUUUACCAUAACUAAACCUUUUUCAAAGUAGGUGCAAAAAUCAAAUAUGUUUUAUGAAGGUUUUAUUCUGUGUGAAAAAAGAUAAUGUACACAUGUGCACUGUAUUAUAGUUUGGUUUAUUUUCUUAUCUGUAUGCAAAUGCUAGAGUUGGAAGCUAUGAAAAUCACUGUUUUAUUAGACAACCUUUGAGUUUUUCUUGGAUGAUCUUGUUCUAGUUUUUCUUGUUGAUUCACUUUGAACUGUGUAACCUGCUGAGCUGCCUUCCUAUCUAUGAAUAAGCCAUACUUUCCUCUCAUAAUUAACCCUGCUGUAAGUCAUGAGGCCACACUUCCCUCUCUGUCAUCUACCAUUAGCUUGCAGCAUAUUUAAAUUUGUCAUAUUUAUUUACUAAAAUCCAAAUUAAAUUAAUUUUUAGCUAUUUAUUUAUUGUGUGACACCUCAAGUGUGUCAUUUUGCUAAAAGCUAAUAGAAAAUGCAUUUUACUCACAGUAGGACAUCUUUGAGAUGGCUCUAUAGAUUUUGAUGGCUUAGAAGUAGAACUUUGUUUUAAUCUAUCCUUUAAAAAAAUAUUUUAAUAUACUGAUUUUUAAAACUUUUUUUUUUUUGGCUUUUAACCUCUAUUGCUAUACCAAAAUUGCAUCUUUAUAAGACUCUAUUUUUAUAGCCUCCCAAAAUACAUUUUUACUUCUCUAAUGGUGACUGACAGCAAUGAUGUCUUUGUUAUGCUACUGAAAAGCCCUUUAGGUCUAUAAUGUGUUUGAUUUAAGAAACUGGAGUUUAUUCCUGUGUAUUUGUAAAUGUUUCAUCUAAAGUUUUACACAGUUUUGUAUAGAAUUGAAGUUUUAUGCUUACUGCAUUUAGAAAAUCUAAAGUUCUCUAU